This is a messenger RNA of Phlebotomus argentipes, 2480 nucleotides long. Its product is annotated as neurotrimin-like. The record is from RefSeq and is a predicted model, not a curated record. Gene Ontology annotation, biological process: homophilic cell-cell adhesion; synapse organization. NCBI's taxonomy places the organism in Eukaryota, Metazoa, Arthropoda, Insecta, Diptera, Psychodidae. Bases 530 to 2050 code for a protein of 506 amino acids. Gene Ontology annotation, molecular function: protein binding; axon guidance receptor activity. The transcript has 11 exons. Gene Ontology annotation, cellular component: plasma membrane; neuronal cell body; axon.
UCGGUCGCCAGUGUUGCAAUCCGGGAAUUCUCGAUUAAAAUAGCUCUGUGGCUCUGAUUUAUGUGUGGUGUGUCUCAAGUUCGUGGGGCUUUUUUUAUCUGUCGAGCUAUAUAGAGUAUCAUCUUGAGUCUUGACAUUUAAGCUUGCCGCUCGCUGGUAAUUAGAGGCAAACUCUCUUUUGCAAUUCGCGGUGAUGAAACCCGAGAGACAAUCGCCACCGAAUCAGCCAUAAAAUCCACCCCCCCCCCCCCGCAAAUGCAUCAGUGCAGGGCUCAAUUAAGUGUGAAGUGACUACCAAUUUGGACGCGAUUGUGGCCCAAAAAUCCCAGAACUGAACGACUGGAGAGGCAAAAAGAUCCAGUGGAAAAUUGGUGUGUAAAACUUUUGUCGAAUGAAUGGUGUUUGCUAACUGGCAAAAACAAUUUAAUCAACAAGUUCAUUAAAAGCGGAUGGAGUGAAAGUGGCGUGAACCCCCGCAUUUUGGAUACCAGAGGGUCGGCCUAGCGUCUGUGUGUGACAAACGACAGUCAUGGCGAAAAAUUGCUCCGACCCCGCGAUGAUGGUGCACCUGUUGAUUUUCCUGGCCAUCGGUAUUGACUUAUGCCUCGGUGGAGCCAUCAGCCACGCGAGCGGAAUUGAAGCGGAGCCAAUGUUUAUAUCACAAUCGGCAGCAUUUAAAUUCGUGGUCGGAGAGACGAUCACCCUUCCCUGCGAGGUGACACAUCCAGGUACAUUCGUCCUGGCAUGGAAACGUGGCAUCGCCAUCCUCACGGCGGCCACAGUGAAAGUCACACCCGACCCAAGAGUGCGAUUAGUGAACGGCUACACGCUGCAGAUCAAGGAGGCAGUGCCCCAAGAUGCCGGCGACUACAUCUGCCAGAUUGCGUCGCUCAAUCCCCGAGAGAUAACGCACCAUGUCGAAAUACUAAUUCCACCGAAAAUUCAUCAUGUAACAUCCGGAGGACAUUUGCAGGUGAAGAAGGGUUCACCCGUGCGUCUUGAGUGCUCCGCCACGGGAAAUCCCACGCCCAACAUCACGUGGACGAGGAAGAACAACGUCCUGCCAAAUGGUGAGGAAAAAUUCGUGUCGCCGUCGUACAUCAUAGAGAAUAUGGAUCGUCACAAGGGCGGCAUUUACCUGUGCACGGCCAACAAUGGCGUAGGCCACACAGCCUCCAGUCAGAUUAAUCUACACGUCCUGUAUCCGCCUGAGAUAUCCGUGGAGCGCCAGGUUGUGUUCUCGGGCGAGGGUCAGGAGGCGUCACUCGUGUGUAUUGUUCACGGUGAAGCCCAACCGGAGGUGAUGUGGUUUAAGGACACCAUGCAAAUCGACCAGACGGAUCGCAUGAUCACGGAGGCGCGCGGCGCGCGACACACGCUCAUCAUCCGCAAGGUGCACGCCAUGGAUUUCGGCAACUUCUCGUGCGUGGCGGACAAUCAGCUGGGCAAGAGUCGCAAGAGCAUCACGCUCACGGGCAAGCCCAACGUGGCCACGUUCAGGUCCGCCGCGAUGAGUCAGUGGCGCGACAAGUACAACAUCUCCUGGACCGUGGACUCCUUCUCGCCCGUGGAGGAGUACAAGCUCUACUACAAGCCCGUCUUCUCCACGUCCGACCACAGCCAGCACAUCUACGAGCCCAAGCUCCGGUCGCCCUUCAUUCCGGAUCAGCCGCCGAGUCCCGCUUACGACACCUUCAACUACCACGCCGGCUACGGGAAUGCCAUUCACUGGGGCAAGAACGAGUGGCGAGACAUUGUUCUUCCCGCCAUUCCCGUAUCACCGCACUACACUCAAGGAAUGAGCUACGUGAUAAGAAAUCUUGAUCCAGAUCAGCAGUACGAAGCCAAAGUGCAAUCAAGAAAUCGCUUUGGUUGGAGUGAUUUCACCGAGAGAUUCCUCUUCACAACCUCCAAUACAGACACCGAGAUGAGGGACAUGAGUGUCACCCACUACAGCAGUCCGAGCUCGGGGACAGGAAGUCUCUCGAUAUGGAGUCUGCACCUCACCGUGCUCAGCGUGGCCCGAAUUGGCCUUCUGUGGCGGUUUUAAGCUGCGCCGCGGCCAGUGAGACGAGUUUUAGUCGUGCGAGGGAAUCCAGAGAGAUUAUAUGAAUUAUAUAUGAUACAAGGGACAAAAACUGUGGUGCGCAUUUCAUAAAAUUAUUAUGUGUGUAAAAGUGUGGCUCAUUCAAAACCAAGUGGAUUUGAGUUCAUCGUUUUUUUCUUUUUUUCUUGUAUAUCCCAGAAAAACCCACGCGCUCUUCAUGUGUGCGGGUUUGACGUUUUUCUCUUCUCACGUAAAUGCAAAGAAAAAAAAAAAUUGUAAUAAGAAGGUGAAGAAAAAAAAAAUUGAGCUCUGUCAUUUCCCUCUAAAAAUAGGUAGUUGUAAUUAAUAAAGGAGAGCAGAAGCCAGAGUAAUUAAUUGUAGUGCAUAAAUUGGAGAUAAUUAUUGAAGAAAAAAAAAAGGAAAAAUUUCCACC